Molecule: messenger RNA, 691 nt
Organism: Sphaeroforma arctica JP610
Lineage: Eukaryota; Ichthyosporea; Ichthyophonida
Exons: 3
Biological process (GO): chromatin remodeling
Cellular component (GO): nucleus
Molecular function (GO): DNA binding
Source: RefSeq, a predicted model, not a curated record
GAUCUGCAGACCAAAACGGCCGAGGAGGUAGAAGCAUACAGCAAGGUACUUUGGAAACGCUAUAAAGAGAUACCCGACUGGGAGCAAUGGGUGUCUAAGAUUGAGAAGGGAGAAGAGGCGAUACACAAGCGAGAGGCAACGGAACAAGCCCUCAUGGACAAGGUGGCUUCAUACAAAGACCCCUUCAACACGUUGCAGGUGCCAUAUACCACUAGCACAGGAAACAAAAGCUACAACACAGAAGAGGAUCGCUUCAUGAUUUGCAUGUUGGCCAAACUGGGACUAAACACAGAGAUGGUUUACGACUCUAUAUUGCGGGAGAUACGUAUGGCGCCGCAAUUCAGGUUCGACUGGUUCAUCAAAUCACGGCUAAAUACAGAUAUACAGAAACGCUGCAAUCAACUGCUAAUCAUGUUGGAGAAAGAGAUUGAGGAGAAUGCAGGUAACAAAUCCAAGAAGCAGCGCAGAUGAAGGUUAUGGGUGCCCCAUACCAAGUGUAUGCAUAUGCAUAUACAAUUAAUUGUGUGUGAAUUAUAUGCAGAUGUGGUUGUAUAUGUAAAUACGUGAUACUCAAUCAAACAGUUCUAGGCAUCUCUUUUAUGGGAUACUUGACCGGUUGCACUCCUACACGUAUCAAACAAUAAAGAAUGAAAUGUUCUCGGAUCGUUAGCGUCUCAUAAUUACAAUCCGG